CACACUACGUGAGAGCAAGAUGGCUGACACGGCGGCCGGGCCUGGUGGCUCCGGAACGAGACCAGGAAAUAAGCAGUCCACCAACCCUGCUGAUAACUACCAUCUUGCCCGGAGGAGGACCCUGCAAGUGGUUGUGAGCUCCUUGCUGACAGAGGCCGGAUUUGAGAGCGCCGAGAAAGCAUCUGUGGAGACGCUGACAGAGAUGCUACAGAGCUACAUCUCAGAAAUCGGGAGAAGUGCCAAGUCAUAUUGUGAGCACACAGCUAGGACCCAGCCCACGCUGUCGGACAUCGUGGUCACGCUGGUUGAAAUGGGCUUCAAUGUUGACACUCUACCUGCUUAUGCAAAACGGUCUCAGAGGAUGGUCAUCACUGCACCUCCAGUGACCAAUCAGCCAGUAACACCCAAGGCCCUCACAGCAGGGCAGAACCGACCCCACCCACCACACAUCCCCAGCCAUUUUCCUGAGUUUCCGGAUCCCCACACCUACAUCAAAACUCCGACAUACCGUGAGCCAGUGUCUGACUACCAGGUCCUUCGGGAGAAGGCCGCAUCUCAGAGGCGAGAUGUGGAGCGAGCACUCACCCGCUUCAUGGCCAAGACAGGCGAGACCCAGAGUCUUUUCAAGGAUGACGUCAGCACUUUCCCCUUGAUUGCUGCCAGACCUUUCACCAUCCCCUACCUCACGGCCUUGCUUCCCUCUGAGCUGGAGAUACAGCAGAUGGAAGAGACCGACUCCUCAGAGCAGGACGAGCAAACAGAUACAGAGAACAUCGCCCUUCACAUCAGCACGGACGAUUCUGGAGCUGAGAAGGAGAAUGCUUCUGUGCUGCAGCAGAACUCCUCCUUGGCCGGCAGCCGGAAUGGGGAGGAGAGCAUCAUCGAUAAUCCCUAUCUGCGGCCUGUGAAGAAGCCCAAGAUCCGCAGGAAAAAGUCCCUCUCGUGACCUGAGAAGAAAGCUGCCCUGUAAAGGAGAGGACAAGCUUUCCUGGGGGGCAAGUCACGGAGGGAAGAGGCGGGUGGCGUCCUGGCCGUGUCCGGGCUGUGUCGUAUUAGUAGCAACUUUGUCUGAAGACAGCCUGUUGUGCUUGCGUGUGGGUAGAGGAACCCAUGGCGCAAUAAAGGAGUGUUCCAUAAAGGAUACGUCCCCUUGGCCGUACUGCUGCAACAGGGUUUGGGACGAUGAGGACUCCACUGAUCAAUCAAUCAUGGGACUUGAUUCCUUUGGAACCUGGAGGGCCAGGGAAGAGUGGAAAGAAGGCCUGUGGCUCUGUGCCCUGCUGAGAAUAAGGCUUGCAGACCUCUUGGAUCCCUCUGGCUGGUAUAAACACAGAAAGGUCUCACUUCUCACCUAGGCCCCAAGAUUCCUGCUGAGUGGAUAGAAAGUAACUUUGUAUCUCAUCAAGUUGGAAACAGGCCACAGCUCACCUUUGAUGUGGGGCUGCCAGGAACUAGGAGCACAGGUGUUAGUAUCAAUGACAAUGGCCACCGAGCAGCCUUGAUUUCUGACCAGCAUUUGAUUAAAGCUGACCACAAUGGAGUCGAAACACCCUUCUGGGAAAGCUGAUCUGACCAGAGGCGGGGGUGUAGCUAGUUAUCCUGUGACUUCAAAAGGAGCGGUGGAUUUAAAGCACCACGAAGAGGACUUAGUAGGUAGGAGAGGACUAAGCUUAGCUGGGAAAUGCAGCUGUGGUAGAAAGCUACAUGCCCACCUGCUGAAGGGAGGGGCUGAGAGGCCCCUGCUGAGGUCGGAAUCUGCCCACCUCCACCGGCUAGAGAAAUGACCCCACCCCACACUUCCCCUAAUCAUGAAUCAUCGUGCCUCCAAGGAAGGAUGGCAGGGACACGUGGAAAUUGACAUAACAUAGAUAAGUUGUUCCUUGGGUCGGAAUGCCUCCUCCAUCCUGGUGGCUGCUGCUUCUGCUCCAUCAGUCUUCUUCUCUCUCUCUCCCCACCCCUCAGGUUUCAGAGACAGACUCUGUAGCCCAAGCUAACCUAGACUCAGUGUGUAUCCCAGGCUCAGUUUCCCCCUGCCACCUGCUGCAUGUGCAGGUGUAGGCAGCCAUGCUUGGCUUCCAGUCAGCUGGUAGAGGAUCCAUCUUCCCUACUGGUCUCUAGGUCUGUGGUCCCCUUGCCUGGAGGAAAAGAGCUGUGGGCCUAGAAUCAGAGGACACAAAAGGGUGAGAAUAUGAGCUUUCUCAGCUCCGGACCAAACAGGAAUAUUUUCAUCGCAACUUAGAACUUCAGGUCAGAACAGGAAGACUGACCUGUGUGGCUCCUGAGAGCUUGUGAUAGGCUUGGCAGCUCUGGGCCAGUCAGUUGAAAUCAGACACACCUCCAUGUUCCUGCACCAGUGUCACUGUUGGAGGCCUGUUGAGAAUAUUGUGGGAGUGGGAGGGGCUCCUGCUCGUGACCUCAGAACUGCAGACUGCAGCGCUAUCUUUCUCUAAGAAGAAAGAUGCUCGGACAUGGCCCUGAAUGAUGUUGUGUUAAAGCAUGUAAAUCUCAAUGUGUGUGUAUAUAUUUAUAUAUUUCUAUUUUCUAUAAUUAGGGGAGGAAAAAUAAAGUGUGAUUUAUAAAAGGACUAUAAUAAAAAUUCAUAAUAAAAACUUUGUAAAUGAAUCAGA
Mastomys coucha (southern multimammate mouse) is the source of this 2627-nucleotide messenger RNA. It is a transcript of the gene Taf8, whose product is annotated as TATA-box binding protein associated factor 8. Gene Ontology annotation, biological process: transcription initiation at RNA polymerase II promoter. The transcript has 9 exons. The coding region runs from base 20 to 946 and encodes 308 amino acids. Gene Ontology annotation, cellular component: transcription factor TFIID complex. Lineage: Eukaryota; Metazoa; Chordata; Mammalia; Rodentia; Muridae. Gene Ontology annotation, molecular function: protein heterodimerization activity. The record is from RefSeq and is a predicted model, not a curated record.